Thermothelomyces thermophilus ATCC 42464 is the source of this 965-nucleotide messenger RNA. RefSeq lists its product as uncharacterized. The transcript has 3 exons. Lineage: Eukaryota; Fungi; Ascomycota; Sordariomycetes; Sordariales; Chaetomiaceae. Gene Ontology annotation, molecular function: oxidoreductase activity. The coding region runs from base 235 to 930 and encodes 231 amino acids. The record is from RefSeq and is a predicted model, not a curated record.
CGACAUUGAAGAACGCAAUACGGUGAGUUCCUCGUGAGGUCUUAAGGGGCCAUUAAGACUUGCUUGCUGGAAGAGCACGAAACGCAGCUUCGGUGACUAUCGGAGAGUUUGAAAAAACCGGGCUUUCGGAGAUUUGUCAUCAAUGCCCGCAGCUGGCUCCUAAUGAUGCGAUUGAGUAGCACACACUGCUCCGUAUAGCGAGUACGCUCGAUUGACAGAACCCACUUCUAAAAAAUGACCAAUUUCAACAUCAAGAUCGUCUCCGACGCGAUCUGUCCUUGGUGCUACGUUGGAAAGAAACGUCUAGAGCGCGCCAUCGAAUUGUACAAAAGAGACGUACCCGGCGGCGCCAAUGACUCCUUCAACAUCAGCUGGCAUCCCUUCUACCUGGACCCAACCCUUCCAAAGAGUGGUGUCGACUUCAACGACCACCUCGCCGGGAAGUACGGGCCUGAGCGAGCAGCGAUGAUAAAAGCACACCUCAGGGCGGUGGGCGAGGCCGAGGGAAUCAAAUUCUCGCUGCAGGGCAGAGUCGGCAACACCCGUGACGCCCACCGGCUCAUUCAGCUAGCCAAGACCAAGUCGGGCGAUGUCCAGGACCGAGUCAUUUCGACCCUCUUCCAGAGCCACUUCGAGGAGGACGCCGAUAUCACGUCCCAAAGCGUGCUGGUCGCGGUCGGCGAGAAGGCCGGGCUUGACAAGAACGAGGUCCGGGACUGGCUGAACCAGGGGAAGGGCGGCGAGGAAGUGGACCGCGAAGUGGAGGACGCCUAUCGGAAAGGCAUACAUGGUGUCCCCAACUUCACCAUCAACGGCCGCUAUGAACUGAACGGCGCUCAGGAUCCGCAGAAGUUCCUUGAGGUGUUUGCCCGGGCCAAGAAGUCCUCUCCGGAUGUCAGCAUCGAGUCAUCCAAAGGGCCGAGCUGCUAGCGAGAUCAAAUAGAAACUGACUGACCUUUCUUCUC